AUGGGUGAAGCACGGCUUUUGCACAGAUCCGUUCUACACAGAUCAGCAGAAGGGACAGUACUGCGGCAAGGCAUGCAAUCUGUCAGCUUCAUCGUUGACUGACGGCUUUGUCCUGUAUGUUCCUUGUUUCCGGAAGUCUAAGUGUAACCUUAGACCAAUUCCGGUGAAUAAAUGA
This is a messenger RNA of Angiostrongylus costaricensis, 175 nucleotides long. NCBI's taxonomy places the organism in Eukaryota, Metazoa, Nematoda, Chromadorea, Rhabditida, Metastrongylidae. The record is from the annotation of a GenBank genome assembly.